Molecule: messenger RNA, 1158 nt
Organism: Penicillium waksmanii
Lineage: Eukaryota; Fungi; Ascomycota; Eurotiomycetes; Eurotiales; Aspergillaceae
Product: alkene reductase
Exons: 3
Coding region: 1-1158 (385 amino acids)
Molecular function (GO): NADPH dehydrogenase activity; FMN binding
Source: RefSeq, a predicted model, not a curated record
AUGGGCUCAGUUGACAUCGUCGGACCUCUUUUCCAGCCUCUGCGCCUAGGCGCUCUGUCACUCAGUCAUCGAGUGGUUCAGGCACCAUGUACGCGUAUGCGAUCGACCAAAGAAUCGGAGGGCGUCUUUGUCCCAAACGAUCUCAACGUCGAAUAUUACUCUCAGCGUGCUUCGGCUGGAGGCUUUAUGCUGACAGAGGCGACACCUAUUAGCAGAUAUGCGGCUGGAUAUCCAGGAGUCCCCGGAAUUUUCACUAAAUCGCAGAUCGCUGGCUGGAAGAAGGUUACCGACGCAGUACACGCAAAGGGUGCCUACAUCUACUGUCAGCUAUGGCAUGUUGGUCGUGCAACCGUUCCUUCUUUCAUCGAUGGAAAGCAAGCUGUCAGUUCCAGCGAUAUACCGAUCAGUGGAAAUGGCUUGGAUGGCACAGAGUACGCAGCUCUGCCACCGCGACCAAUCUCCGUGGAUGAGAUCCAGGAGUUGGUUAAAGAAUAUGCUGCGGCGGCGAAGCGAGCCAUUGAGGCCGGUUUUGACGGAGUUGAAGUUCACGGGGCCAAUGGAUACCUCCUAGACCAAUUCCUCCAUGACAACGUCAACAAGCGAACAGACGACUACGGCGGCUCUAUCGAGAAGCGAUCUCGCAUUGUUCUCGAGGUCCUCAAGUCAGUUGCUGGUGCUAUUGGUGCCGAUCGCACGGGAAUCCGCUUGUCGCCUUAUAAUUAUUUCCAAGAUACAAAGGACUCCAACCCCAAUGCUCAUUGGCUUGCACUCUGCUCGCUGAUCGCCAGUCUGCCGAAUGAGUCCCGACCAUCCUAUGUGCACAUGGUUGAACCUCGCUUCGAUGAAGUCCUUGACGAGGAGGCAAAGAUCGGAUCCCUGGCGAGUGACAAGCCCUCAUUGGAUGUGUUCCGGCCGACUUUGAAGAAAGGGGGUAUCGCAUUCCUGGCGGCUGGAAACUUCAACGCCGAGAAUUCUGGCCCUAAGCUUGUGACUGAUGGUGCAGACGCAGUUGUGUUUGGUCGCUGGUUCAUUGCCAAUCCGGAUCUACCGCGACGUCUCAAGGAGGGGCUGCCCCUGAAUCCCUACGAUAGAACAACCUUCUAUGGGGCUGAUCCGGCGGCAAAGGGAUACACAGACUAUUCUUUCUACAGUAAAUAA